Cuscuta epithymum is the source of this 2819-nucleotide messenger RNA. Lineage: Eukaryota; Viridiplantae; Streptophyta; Magnoliopsida; Solanales; Convolvulaceae. The record is from the annotation of a GenBank genome assembly.
CAAUGUCUACCCUGCACCUUACCCGACCUGCCACUCCCUCUGAUAUCACCGAUAUCAAUUCUUUCUCUGUACUAUAGCCACCCCCUCCUCCGAUCCCACACCGGCAGAGAUUUAUACCCGCUUCCAUGGAUACCCCGCCAGCCUCCUCUUGGCUAAUUAGAUAAAGAGAUCUCAUCUACUAUUGAAUCACGUUCGUCGAUCUACAACAGAAAGACGCAAAGCACCGAAGAUCUUCCACCUGUUAGCACCGAAAUCUCCAGAUCGAUCAUUAUUGUAUCAAAAUGAACACAAAGAUGGAGGAUUCAAAAACUUCGAAAGAGCCUGAUGAUGUAACUGAAGUGGGUGAUGACUCCGACGAUGAAGAGGAUGAUGUAAAGGUUUGUGAUAUAUGUGGGGAUGCUGGUCGGGAGGAUUUGCUUGCAGUAUGUUGUAAGUGUACUGAUGGAGCUGAACAUACUUAUUGCAUGCGAGUGAUGAUUGAGGAAGUCCCUGAGGGAGAUUGGCUCUGUGAAGAAUGCAAGCAUGAAGAGGACUUGAAAACUCAAAAGCAAAACAAAACUUCUAAGGUUGAUGGAUAUGAUAGCACUUAUCCUUUUGGACAAACAGCCAUUAUCGGUUCUGAUCAUCCUGGUAAGGUUCAACAAGGGAACAAGGCUUUAUCAAUGUUGCUUCACUUUCUCGUGAAAGCUCAUUUAAGAACUCUGAGAAGGGCAAACUGAAUGUAUAUCCAUUAUCUACGGGUGCAUUUUCAAAACCCAACUUAUCCAGCUCCCGGAUUCACAGCCCAAAAGUCAAACUUGUUGAUGGUGUUCUUCCUUCAAAGCGGAAAUUGGUGAAGGGAACUGCUUCCACUAAAUCAAAAGGGGGCCCCUUAAGAUUAAUGGGAAAAUCACAAUCUUUUAAAUCCACCAGCUCAAGUCGUUUUUGUGAUUCUGAAUCAAUAGUCGAGGUACCAUCACCUAGAUUUUCUCAUGAUGAGGAUACAAAAGGGCAAAAACAUACUAAAGAAGACAGUUCAUUUGAGAGGAAAAGUUUUCGCAGAUCAGAAAGAGAAUUCAAUAAAGAGGUGUCUUGUUUUGAUGGAGAUUCACCUGCCAAUCCAAAGGAUGAUUCCUCCUCAGAACAACUCGGCAUGGUUGAUAAAUCUAUUGUGGUUGAGGCACCUCUUGUAAAAAAAUCAGGAGAGGCCAUGAUUAGCCCCUGUGAUUUGAAAGCUGCAAUUGAGGCUGCUAUGCUCAGGAAGCCUGGAAUUUGCAGGAAGAAUAAGGUGAACAUGGACAAGGAAGCUUCUGCUCAAGAUCAAAUACCUAGUUCAGAAAACAAGAGAAAUCUUAAAGGUCUGGUAAAUGUUGAUGCACUAGCAAUAUCGGUGCUUCUGAAAUCAGCAAUUCCAGAACAUCAGUACAUAUGGAGUGGAGAUUUUGAGGUUUUCAAGAGUGGGAAAAAGCUAAAUCUAUGUGACGGCAUUCAGGCUCAUUUAGCAACUUGUGCAUCUCCUAAAGUUGUUGAUGAAGUUAGGAAAUUCCCUUGCAAGGUGUUGCUUAAUGAAGUGUCCCGUUUGAGUACCUGGCCUCUUCAGUUCCAUGAGUUUGGAGUCAGAGAAGAUAACAUAGCCCUCUUCUUUUUUGCAAAGGACCUCCAGAGUUAUGAGAAUAAUUACAGAGUGCUGAUUAGGAAUUUGAUGAAGCAUGACCUAGCUCUUCAAGGGAACUUUGGAGGCAUUGAGCUGUUGAUAUUCCCGUCGAACCAGCUUCCUGAAAAAUUCCAAAGUAGGAACAAUGAACACGGUUCUUGAUAUUUCAGUCACGGUCUAAUCACGGAAGACAGCCCCCUUAGGUGGAAUAUGAUGUUUUUCUUAUGGGGCGUGUUCAGAGGGAGGAAGGUGAAUGAAAAACCACUGACUAGAGACAUUCCCAGUGCUUCACAAGUAUCUAAAUGUGCAUCUUCACAUACAGAGGUUGUUGAAUCUCCAAACACUGUGCCCAACACAGCUUAUGUAGAAAAUAAAUCAAUCUAUUAGCAAUUAUAACAAGGCGUCAUUGACUAGUUUGCCCUCACACCACAAAUCUACUGUCCAAGGAGCUCAUUUGGCGGUGACUGACAACAUGGAUAUAGACACUACUUCCAUGAAUACGCAAUUCUGAGAAGCACAUUCGGCCAAGGAGCUCAUUCGGCCAGAAUAUUUUUGCUGAUGAAGCACAUUACAACAAGAAAGAGAAGGAAGCCUACAUGCAAUGACCAAAUUAGUUUUAACAUCCGGGGUUUAAUGAGAUAAAUACAUAUGUAUAGCGAGGCAAGACAUCAGCUACCUUCCUGACUGUGGAAAGGCACAUAGGAUGCUAAGAGACCUAGUCACAUAAGCCUUUAUUGACUCCACAAUACGUCCCCAUGUCUCAUCCCGGUUGGGGGGGGGGGGGGGACUCGACGCUUAGCUCGGAAACAAUAGAUAAAUGCAGAGCUGUUGUAUUUCUAGGGCGAAGCUUGCUUUUUAGGUGGGGGGCUGUGAAUAACAAAUGAUGGGUCAUGUAUUUACAAAAAAACAUUAUUGUAUAAUUAUCCUCUUGAACAGGGGUGUAUGUCCGCAUGCAUGUAUGGCCGCUGCAUUAUAAUUUUAAACUUUUAGCUUAGCUGUUUCUGCUCUCCUCAUAGGGUUUGUCACUUUGUUGUAUAGAGGAGAGAAAGGAUUAGUCACCCUGAUCUUCAGUUGAUGUUUCUUUGUCAUUCCAGCUUCCCGUUCUGACUUCUGAGUGUACUGUCCAAACGCAUCAUCAUGCAUUAUAUGUGUACUACACUACUACCUGCUAAAAAGGAUAGACCAC